Lethenteron reissneri (Far Eastern brook lamprey) is the source of this 3034-nucleotide messenger RNA. RefSeq names its product zinc finger protein 227-like. The record is from RefSeq and is a predicted model, not a curated record. Gene Ontology annotation, molecular function: RNA polymerase II cis-regulatory region sequence-specific DNA binding; DNA-binding transcription factor activity, RNA polymerase II-specific. Lineage: Eukaryota; Metazoa; Chordata; Hyperoartia; Petromyzontiformes; Petromyzontidae. Gene Ontology annotation, biological process: regulation of transcription by RNA polymerase II.
CACCCAGCGGUGAUGCCAGAUCGGAGAUUUUCACCCCCUUUUUGUGUAAUUUUAAAGAUUAAAUUUAUUUCGUUGGGAGGGGGUUGGACUAUUUAACGCGGAAUAUUUAGGAGUUUCCCCGGAACGUCGACAAUUUUCUCGGAGAAAAUUCAGAGUUGUGACGUCGGCUUGCUGGUCCAGGUCUCUCACCAAAGCCACUUGGGGUUUGUUUAGUUUUGCUGAGCGGAGCCGAUUGAAGAAGCCAACUGGUGUGUGUGUGUAUCUUUAUACAUUUACGUGUAUAUAAACAUCUGUUUAGAAAGCCUUUGAGGAGUUGAUGCUUGCGAGGUUGCGACAUCGUUUAUGGGUCGCUAAAGCAAAGUCUACGCGGUAAUGAUGUACUCCGUUAUACUGUAGAGAUUUUACCUCCAGAUCUGGCAACGUUGCGCCACGAACUACCAGAAUUUCUCCUUUGAUGUUAACGAAGCCUCCAAAUUUCAGUCGUCUCGGCCUCCUGCUCCUCCUCAUUGUUCUCAAUAUUCUCAUCUUUCAUCCUUGAGGUCGGUGAAGCGAGUACUCAUUUGUGAAUGGCGUGCACGGUGGCUGCCCCAUUGCUGGGGCAAAGUGGGAACUUCUCGGCGUGGCUGGAGGCACAGGGUGUGAAUGCAGAGGUGGCCCAGGCCAUGAACUCGGAGCUGGGCAUCCGGGACUACGGGGUCCUACGCGCCUGCGUCGGGGACGGCCUCGUGCGGGCCGAGCUGCUGGCCGCGGCGCGCGACCGCCUGCCCUUUGGCUUCUACGCCGUGCUGCGACAGGUGGUGAAGGCCCUGCGGGGCGCUGAGCCGCACGACCCUGGGACGCCGUGCUGGAACGAUGCCGCUCCCGCCGCCGCCUCCACAUCCUCUCCUGGAGACGUGAUGCUGGGAGGCCUGAUGGACGUGCUGCUCGCGCUGUUUAGCAGCUUGAGCCGGGAACUGCUGCUGUCUGUGCAGAGGAUUGGGGAAUUGGAUGGAGUUAAACAUCCCACAGCUUCAACGGAAAUAUCCUAUAGUCUUGAAGACGAGACCAUUGAAACGAAUCAUAAUCCGAGUGUGGAAAAUGACAAUGGAGAAGAUGGGUCAACUCUGUACCCAAGUGACCUUACACCCGGCUUGGCUGUGAAUCACAUCAAAACGGAAUUCUUUGCAGAUUCUGAAGGUGAACAUAACUUGGGUGACCACCCUGACCUCUCUGGUCCAGACCUCUGUCAGCAACCACAGCAUGCAAUGGGUGAAAUGCAUGGUGAUGAAACAGCUGGCACCUCUGGCUCCAUGAAGACUGAGCAGCAACACUCACAUUUUCAGAACGAUACGGACAAGGUCACGGAAAACUACAGCCAAAAUAAUAUUUCCAUCAACGAGGGAGAGCCGUGUGAUUUUAAGCUUGACAAUCAGAAUGCCCUAACUCCUCGACCAGGAUGUACUGGAGAGAAACUGCCGCUCAGUUGCGAGGUGUGUGGGCGUGUGUUCUCCAGGUCCAGCAAUUUGAAGGGCCACCUGCUCACACACACGGGUGAGAAACCACACCGCUGUGAUGUGUGUGGGCGCAGGUUUUUGCGUGCCAGUGUCCUAAAGACCCACCAAUACGUGCAUACGGGCGAGAAGCCGUUCCGCUGCGAGGUGUGCGGGCAUGGCUUCCUGCGCGCCACCGAACUGAAGGUGCACCAUCGCAAGCACACGGGCGAGAAGCCAUACAGCUGCCAGGUGUGCGGGCAAGGCUUCAUGCUGCCCAGUGUCCUGAAGAUACACCUGCGCACGCACACGGGCGAGAAGCCGUGUAUAUGCCAAGUGUGCGGACAUCGCUGCCUGCAGCCCUGCGACCUGAAGAGGCACAUGCAGAUGCACACGGGCGAGAAGCCGUACUCUUGCAGGGUGUGCGGGCAGUGCUUCGCUCGAAGCAAUUACAUGAAGAACCACGAGCGAACACGACAUGGCCUGGAGAGAUCACAAAAAGAUGUUUGACAUUGUCCCACGUACAUGUCUCGUGGAUGAUGACCUAGCGAUAGUGAGCGGAGCGGCUCUCAAUCAGAAGGUUGCGAGUUCAAAUCCUCGGUUGGGGGUUGACUUGGCCCAUCCUGUUUCAGGGCACGUUAAAAUGAGUACCGUUCAAAUGUGUAGCACUGCAUACAGCCCAGUGUAUGGAGUGGCCAAUGGGGGUAGCCUGCAUUUUAGCCGCACUCUCCAUCCUUUGGGGUAACUUAGCGGUCUUUGACCACCAUACUUGCACUCAGCUCUUGUGCUUCCAAGUUAGCUGCUUGUGUGCGGCAUUGAGUACACCCCGGUACAUUUCUCGGCUAAGGGGCUGUCCAUAAAUGACGUCACGCACCUGGGGGGGGGGAGGGGUCAGAUAUUUGUGACGAUGUGUAACGAAGGGGGGGGUUUGAGAAAUGUGACGUCACAUAAAAAUGCGCGACUUUAAAUAAAUAUAGAAUUGUUAUAACAACACUAAUUUUGAUUAAUUAUUUGACUAUUUGACUAUUUGAUUAUUUAAAUUUACUAAUUUACUAAGGUCACCUUUUAUUUAUUCCAUGAAGGAGCAUUUUGCUUCUCCAUGGGAGAAGGGAGAAGCAUACAUUUAGAAUUUGUUUAAUGAUUGUUAUUAAACAUUUUGAUUCUAAUGAUUCUACCAGGGCUUUUAAUUCUGUGGAAUGAAUAUAUGAUUGUUAUAAUUGUACUCUCCAUUUUGCUUCGUUAUACUACAAAGUUUCAAGUUGAUUUUUUAUAGUUAUAAUUACUUUUAAUAUUUUAUAAUUAUAAGAUAAUUUCAAUAUAAUAUUCUAAACAUCUGCACUUUUAGUUAGACGUUGAAUAUUUUCAAGUGAAUUUUAUGCUAAAGUCAAGCUUUCCAACACCUUAUUAAUACGUGUUUUCUCCUACAUCAGAUUGCAGCGCCACAUUACAUAUGCACUACAAUGACAAUAGUUUAAAUCGAUUUGAAGCAUGUUCUAUUUUCAAAAUGAAAAUAUAGUUGGGGGGGGGGGGCAGAGCUUUGUGACGUCAUAUUUGAGGGGGUCUGA